Pseudonaja textilis is the source of this 3314-nucleotide messenger RNA. The record is from RefSeq and is a predicted model, not a curated record. Lineage: Eukaryota; Metazoa; Chordata; Lepidosauria; Squamata; Elapidae.
CAGUGCUCAUCUCAACUGCAAUAACAACAAUGGCAUGGUAGUACCCAAAGGGUUUCUCAGUGGCCACUGCCUGUCCAACCUUCCCCCUCCAAUCAAAUCGGAAGCCUCCUACACAUCCGGCACUUUACCCGACUCUCCCCCAGACUCCGGAUCCGAAGCUUACUCCCCUCAGCAGGUGAAUGAUCCUCACCUUCUUCGAACUAUGACUCCUGAGAAUAUGUGUCAAGUUACUCCCCCUUCACGUCUUCCAGUGCACCCUGCCAAGAAGAGGAAACACUCGGAGUCACCAUCAAACACUCUCAAUGCCCAGAUGUUCAAUGGGAUGAUAAAACAGGAGCCAGGUACAGGAUCUGUGCCCCUCAACUCUGACAGAGUUCAGACACCUCCCUGGCAUCAGCAGGGGGCACUCUCCCCAGGACUGAUUCAGGAUAAUGACAGCUUGAAUAGCUCCUCCUACUUGGAUCCGAACUACCAAUCUAUAAAAUGGCAGCCACAUCAGCAGAACAAGUGGUCGACUCUGUAUGACGCCAAUUAUAAAGAGCUACCUAUGCCCACAUACCGAGUGGAUGCAGAUAAAGGCUUCAAUUUCUCUGUGGGAGACGAUGCUUUCGUGUGCCAGAAAAAGAACCACUUCCAAGUCACUGUGUACAUUGGUAUGAUUGGAGACCCCAAAUAUGUCAAGACUCCUGAGGGCCUGAAGCCACUUGAAUGCUUCUAUCUGAAACUGCAUGGGGUGAAGUUGGAAGCAUUAAACCAGUCAAUCAACAUAGAACAGUCUCAGUCGGAUCGCAGCAAGAGACCUUUUAAUCCUGUCAUGGUCAAUUUGCCACCAGAGCAAGUCACAAAGGUCACAGUGGGGCGGCUGCACUUCAGUGAGACCACAGCCAAUAACAUGAGGAAGAAGGGGAAGCCUAAUCCUGAUCAAAGAUACUUCAUGUUGGUUGUGGCUUUGCAAGCUCACUCUCAGAACCAGAACUACACUUUGGCUGCUCAUAUCUCAGAGCGCAUCAUUGUUAGACAAAGGGCCGGUUCGGGGGUAAAACACAAACAGAGGGCAGACGGGGACCCCGGAGUCUGCAGACAAGCUUCUAACCCAGGUCAAUUUGAGAGUGACAGUGAUGUACUUUGGCAACGGUCUCAGCUCCCUGACACUGUCUUUCACCAUGGCCGAGUUGGCAUCAACACAGACCGGCCUGAUGAAGCCUUGGUUGUCCAUGGCAAUGUAAAAGUUAUGGGAUCUCUUAUGCACCCAUCAGACAUCCGAGUAAAAGAUGAUAUCCAAGAGGUAGACACCACAGAACAACUGAAAAGAAUCUCCCGUAUGCGGCUGGUGCACUAUAAUUACAAGCCAGAGUUUGCUGCCACUUCUGGCUUGGAGAAUACAACUGAGACAGGUGUUAUUGCUCAAGAGGUGAAGGAAAUUCUUCCAGAAGCAGUAAAAGAUUCUGGGGAAAUAGUCUUUACCAGUGGGAAAACUAUUGAGAAUUUCCUUGUGGUGAAUAAGGAGCGUAUUUUUAUGGAAAAUGUUGGGGCUGUGAAGGAGCUUUGCAAAUUGACUGACAACCUGGAGAACCGAAUUGAUGAACUGGAGAGGUGGAGUCAUAAACUGGCAAAGCUCAAAAGGUUGGACAGUAUGAAGUCAACUGGAAGCUCUGGAGCGUUCAGCCAAGCUGGAAGUCAGUUCAGCCGUGCAGAAAGCAUACCGCAUAAAAAGAGGCCCCCCAAAGUGGCAGGCAAGACUCCCACACAAGGCGUCAAAGACCAAGCUUGCAUCAGUCAACGUUUUCUGCAAGGUACCAUUAUUGCUUUGGUGGUCAUCAUGGCAUUCAGUGUGGUGUCCAUGUCUACGCUCUAUGUGCUAAGCUACCGCAGUGAGGAAGACCUUGUGGAUAUCGAAGGCUCUUUUGCUGUGCCUACUUCUUGCCUUCUGGCUCUUUUUCAGCACAGAGGUCCUGGCGUCCCAGUUGCUCUCUGUCCAUGGUCCAGUCAGAAUAUAGAUAAAAAUAAGAUGACAUUUUCCACUACUGCAUCAUCAAAUACCCCUGACAAUGCUUCCCCUUCAGAGAAUGCCACAACCCAUGUACCUGACUUGUCCCCUGCCUUGCCUGCCUAUAACAUAGUAGUCUGUUUCGAUCCACCUUGUUUUUCUACCUGUUGCUCUUCUGUUCUCAACCACAUGUCUACUCCUGGACCUUCUGGGACCACUACAGUCGCCACCAACCGGAUAGACCAAAGUUUCGUGUCACUCCUACCAGUGACAAACAUCAAAGCCAAAUCAAGGGGGAUCACUGGCAAGACAGCUUCUCACACAAAGUGGCCAAAGACUGCUGACCGAUCACGAGGCUUUGGGGGUCUCAAUGCCAGCCCCUCCUCCCUUUUCACCAACAUCCAGGGCAAGUCCAAAUAUAUUGCCAACCGGCCCCUCACAUACAACAGCGUUCCUUCUGAUCGGGCAUCACGGCAGCGGCGGAGCAUCAGCCAACCAGAUGCUAAGGAGCCUGGCAUCGCAAGCACCAAGCCUAAUGAAACAGCACCUGUGCUCCAGUUUGUCUCACUGUUGGAGGCGAAUGUGGUCAUCUUACCCCAAGCCUGUGCUACAGGGGACGACUGCAGGACUGGAAAUACCACUUAUCGCAUUCCCAUCAGCAAAUUUACAUCAGUUAACACAAAUCUUACCUUGGAAAUGAAUGCUUCUUCUGCUGUAUCUGGCUAUCUUUGUAAUCUCACAUCCAAUAGUCCAUGUCUGCACACUGAAAAUGACCUAGACAGCUUGUCUAAUGCAACAGAUAUUCAGGGAUCAACAUACCGUUGGCCUGUGGUCAUGAUGCCAUUCCAGGAAUUCACUUACCACUUCCGAUUAGCUAGCCCUGGCCAAGCUAACUGCAGUACCCCUGUGGAGCAGAUGGGCUCUCUCUUUAAUGACUACUAUUUCCAAUUUUAUUGGCUCUGUGAAUGAGUCUCCGGAACACCUGCACCCUUUUGACCGAAGCAGAAAAACGAUGGGCUCCAAGACUCAUUUGACUGAAUACUCUCUUCAAAGAACACCACGCCCUGACUAGUUGCUUCUAAUCCCUUCCUUUGGGUCUGAGUUACUUUGGUUUCCUUCCUACCAGAGGGAUGUUAAUCUUAGAAUGUCAUACUUUGGGAAGGAAUAGUGCCACAAGCAAAACAAGGAAGUACAAAGGCAUUUUGUUUUCUUGAUUUGCUGUAGGAUGCUAGAAUUUAUCUGGCUCUUGAAUACACUGGAUUUUAAAAUUUUAGGCUUGACCAUGCUUGCGUUCAGUCUAUUUGGGCAUCUCAGAACUGAAAGAUAU